Messenger RNA from Grus americana (Whooping crane), 1350 nucleotides. It is a transcript of the gene KCNK3, whose product is annotated as potassium two pore domain channel subfamily K member 3. NCBI's taxonomy places the organism in Eukaryota, Metazoa, Chordata, Aves, Gruiformes, Gruidae. The coding region runs from base 85 to 1257 and encodes 390 amino acids. Gene Ontology annotation, biological process: potassium ion transmembrane transport; stabilization of membrane potential. Gene Ontology annotation, cellular component: membrane. The record is from RefSeq and is a predicted model, not a curated record. The transcript is spliced from 2 exons. Gene Ontology annotation, molecular function: open rectifier potassium channel activity; potassium ion leak channel activity.
AGCCGGGCCCUCCGCCGCCGCCGCCGCCGCCGCCGCCAUGCCCCAGACGGCCCCGCCGCCGCCUCCCGCCGCCGCCGCCGCACCAUGAAGCGGCAGAACGUGCGGACGCUGGCGCUCAUCAUGUGCACCUUCACCUACCUGCUGGUGGGCGCCGCCGUCUUCGACGCGUUGGAGUCGGAGGAAGAAACGGCGGAACGGCGGCGGUUGGAGGCGAAGAGCCAGGAGCUGAAGAACAAGUACAACCUCAGCGCCGAGAGCUACCGCGAACUCGAGUGGGUCGUCCUCAAGCUGAAGCCGCACAAGGCCGGCGUCCAGUGGAAAUUCGCCGGUUCCUUCUACUUCGCCAUCACCGUCAUCACUACUAUAGGUUACGGCCAUGCAGCCCCCAGCACGGAUGGGGGGAAGGUCUUCUGCAUGGUCUACGCGCUGCUGGGGAUCCCCCUCACCCUCGUCAUGUUCCAGAGCUUGGGUGAGAGGAUCAACACCUUCGUCAGGUAUCUCCUCCACCGCAUCAAGAAGUGCCUUGGCAUGAGGCGGGCGGAGGUCUCCAUGGCCAACAUGGUCACCAUCGGGUUCUUCUCCUGCAUCAGCACCCUCUGCAUCGGGGCAGCUGCCUUCUCCUACUACGAGCACUGGAGCUUCUUCCACGCCUACUACUACUGCUUCAUCACCCUCACCACCAUCGGCUUCGGGGACUACGUGGCCCUGCAGAAGGACGAAGCCCUCCAGAACAAGCCACAGUACGUGGCCUUCAGCUUCGUCUACAUCCUGACGGGGCUGACGGUCAUCGGGGCUUUCCUCAACUUGGUGGUGCUGCGUUUCAUGACCAUGAACGCCGAGGAUGAGAAGCGGGAUGCCGAGCAUCGGGCGCUGCUCACCCGCAACGGGCAAGCCAGCAGCAUCCACGCCGCGGACACCUCCUCGGCCGUGCCGGCGGCAGCGGGGGGUGGCGGGGGCGGCGGGGGCGGCUUCCGUAACGUCUACGCCGAGGUUCUCCACUUCCAAUCCAUGUGCUCGUGCCUGUGGUACAAGAGCCGGGAGAAGCUGCAGUACUCCAUCCCUAUGAUCAUCCCCAGGGACCUCUCCACCUCGGACACCUGCGUGGAGCAGAGCCACUCCUCGCCCGGCCGCUGUCCGGAAACCCCCUCCAACAGAUGCUUCUGCAACGCCCGCCGAUCGGCCAUCAGCUCCGUCUCCACCGGUCUCCACAGUCUCGCGGCUUUCCAGGGGCUCAUGAAGCGCCGCAGCUCCGUGUAGCCCCGCUCCAUCCCCACCCACGUCCCUGGACCCCCCUCGGCCCCCGCAGCUGAGGACCUGUUCUUGGUCUCGGCAGGAGGAAACUGCCCCAGG